Molecule: messenger RNA, 804 nt
Organism: Trematosphaeria pertusa
Lineage: Eukaryota; Fungi; Ascomycota; Dothideomycetes; Pleosporales; Trematosphaeriaceae
Product: glutathione S-transferase II
Exons: 4
Coding region: 1-804 (267 amino acids)
Source: RefSeq, a predicted model, not a curated record
AUGGCCCAGGAACGACCGACUGGACUCAAGGCCAAUAAGGGCAUCGAACUGCUCACCUGGGGAACCCCUAAUGGGUGGAAGGCUACCAUCAUCUUGGAGGAGCUCAAGGAGGCAUACGGCAAGGACUAUACCUGGCAAGGCAUCAACAUCGGCCAGAACAUCCAGAAGGAGUCGUGGUUCACCAAGCUCGGGCCCAAUGGCCGGAUCCCGGUCAUCGUUGACCACGACCAGGGCGGUUUCGCGGUGCAGGAGGGCCUCGCCAUUCUGGCCUACCUAACCCGCCACUACGACCCCGACCACAAGUUCAGUUUCACCGACCCGCUAGACAUCUCGCGCGCAGAACAAUGGAUGGCAUGGCAGCACGGUGGUCUGGGUCCAAUGCAGGGGCAGGCCAACCACUUCAACCGAUUCGCAAAGGAGCGUAUCCCGUACGGCAUGCAGCGCUACACGGGCGAAACAGAGCGCUUAGUCGGCAUUCUCGACAAUCACCUCAAGGGCACCGACUACCUCGUUGGGAACAAGUUCUCCAUUGCCGACAUCGCGAGCUUCGGCUGGGUUCAUAUGUUGCGCUUCUCCGGGGUCGACCUCGACUCCUUCCCCAACCUGAAGGCUUGGUGGGAGCGAAUUCUCGCGCGACCGGCCGUGCAGCGGGGACUCCUGAUCCCGUCCAAGAGCAGCUUCGGCAACGAUACAUAUUUAGAGAAGUUGAAGGAGGACAAGGAGUUUGCGGAGAAGGAGCAUGCGUUGAUGGAGAAGAUCAAGGCUGCGAAAGAGCAGUAUGGAUACAAGUAUGCUUCCCCUUAA